Molecule: messenger RNA, 3578 nt
Organism: Alosa alosa (allis shad)
Lineage: Eukaryota; Metazoa; Chordata; Actinopteri; Clupeiformes; Clupeidae
Product: unconventional myosin-X-like
Exons: 3
Coding region: 1496-1873 (125 amino acids)
Cellular component (GO): cytoskeleton
Source: RefSeq, a predicted model, not a curated record
CUUUUUUGCAUGUAUACAUGCUGGGCUUGUCAACCAGAUAGCCUUAUAUGUCGGGCUAAUGAAUCUCUGGCCACUUGCUAACGUCAUUUACCCAUUCUGUUAUCAGCUCAGGAUCAGACAGAUAAUCGCCAUUAGCUAAGGUACAGGUCGCAGCCCUUGGGUAACAUGCCGGCCUAUUAGCUGUUGCCAACAUUAAAGGACUCCGGAUGAUCUCCAACAUUAAAGAGUCUGGAUGAUCUCCAACAUUAAAGGGAGCUGGAUGAUCUCCAACAUUUAAAGGGGUCUGUCCUGUGUGCACAAGCACCUAAGCGAGUGGCAGCCUUUUCAGUAGCUCAGCCUGUUCUUUCAUAACAUUUUCCUUUGCAAAUGUUUUAUCUUUUCCACGCACCGUGUAGAUAUAUUUCUAUCCUAUGGAUAUGGCUACCGGUAUUACUCAUCCGCAACACAGAAGUAAGAACAACUGCUUGAGCUGAGAACAAUGGGCCAUGCCGGUACUGUUUAGCCUACUGAGGAACUGAGGACACAUGCCGGUACUGUUCACCCUACUGAGGACACAUGUUUGAGCACUUUCACAGACGUCAAGUCAACUGUCAGACUCGGUAGAAGUGUGUGUGUUUGUAUGUGUGAUAUGAACCAUUCUUCCAUAACAUUCUCACCGGUUACAUUUAGAGGAAUGAUAUUAACCGUUCUUCCAUAAUGUUUUAACCGGUUACAUUUAGAGUGUGUGUGUGUGUGCAUGUACGUGUGUGUUUGUAUGUGUGAUAUGAACCAUUCUUCCAUAACGUUCCGGUUACAUUUAGAGGAAUGAUAUGAACCAUUCUUCCAUAACGUUCCGGUUACAUUUACUAGAGGAAUAUGAACCUAGGGCUAGGGUUCUUCUGUAACGUUCUCACCGGUUCCAUUUAGAGGAGAGGCCUUGGAACACUGGAACAGGAAUAAAAAAAUAAUGUUUUUGCUUAGAACGAAACUAAAUGAAAAACAUUCUGUUUUCAGUCCCUGGUGUUUGUGUAACGUGUGUGUGAGUUUUGACACAAUGAGCCGAAGUUGUGCAAAAAUGUUUAAGCAAUGGGCAAAAAAUGUAAUACUCUGUGUAUGUGUGUGUGUGUGUUGUGUUAAUACUUUGUGUGUGUGUGUGGUUGUUUAGGCCCAUGAGGCAGUUAUACAAGGACGCUAUCCUGCUCCAGUGGAGACUCUGCAGAUUCUGGCAGCCCUGCGGAUUCAGUACCUGCUGGGAGACUACAACUCCCAGAAUGCCUGGCCCGACCUGGAGCAGCUAUUUCCUGUCAGUCGCCUGCGCAGUCGACUGCAAGCCUGCACGUCUCUCUCCCGCUCUAACUCCGCCCACAGGAAGCGCUCCUCUUUCUUGGAAGGAACUCUCAGGCGCAGCCUGAGGGGGAGGGCCAGAGCUGAAGAGUCACAGGAAGAGGCGUGGUUUGAACAGGAAGUGUGUGUAUUGCGAGGAAACGUGCAGGAGAAGUGGGCGCGUCUGGAGGGCAUGAGUCAGCAGGACAGUAUGCUGAAGUACAUGAACAUCAUCAGAGAGUGGAAAGGAUACGGUUGCAGCCUGUUUAACGUGCAGUGUGCUGAUGGCGUGUAUCCAGAGGAUCUGUGGUUGGCUGUUGGUCAGGAGAAUGUGGGUGUGUACAAGCGUGGGGAGGCGUGGCCUCUGGAGGUCCUGUCCUAUGAGCUCAUCCUGUCGUUUGGAGCCCCACAGCCCAACACACUCUGCAUCAGCACUCAGGAGCGCCACCUACUGUUCCUCACAGAGCAGGUGGUGGACAUCGCGAGGCUCAUGAAGACAUACAUCAGUCUCAUCGUGAAGAGACGCGUCAGCACCUGCCAGUCAAUCAGUAACCAAGGGAACCAUUGGUGAAGAUUCACCAUGCAACCUUCAGAUAAAUUUGCUUGUGUUUUGUGUGUUCAAGACCAUGUGUGAGAGUGUUUUAAAUGUUUGUAUGUGUGUGUGUAGGAGCAGUAGCUGAAUUUUAUUUUAUGCAAACAGUCUUAACCAAAGAGCAUCUCUGCAGGCAGAGACCAAGACCAAAGAGAUACACACACACCAUUCAAACUCAUACAUAGAAUGACAAUACUAGUACAUUUUUUUCUCAUAUUAAUGUAAGUAAUCAACUGGAGAAGUUUCAUAGUGAUAUCUGCUAGUUAAAAUUUGUACCCUAUUCACCUGUAGUGUCUCGCCUUAACUGAAAAUGACAAUCCCUAGCCUGAUCCCAAGUAUGGUUCCGUGCAACUGGAGUAGAUGCUAUUAUUCCCUAAUGAGUUGUAUAUGUUUUAUAUAUUUUAUAUAUUUUAUAAUAAUAUUUCAUAUAGAGAACGGGUGACUGUCACGUUACGUUAGAUGUUGGGGUUUGGGUAGCAGCCGCCAUAUUUACAGAUACGCUAACGAAGAUACAGUGAUUACUAAUGGGGGCAUAGUUAGUGUCAAGAGCAAACAAAUGGACCAUGAUAUGAGCAAAUGUAAGCAUCUUUACCAUGACGAGCUGAACAGGAAGGCAACAGAGUGGUACUUAAAUAAAAUGAAGAAUAUUAAUAUUAAUGCUAUAGUUGGGUUUCUGCUCUGUAAGUAAGUAUAUAUACUCUUUUGACCCUGUGAGGGAAAUGGGUGUCACAUGAUUGAGUUGGUGAUGUUAGGAAGCUCUAACUUGCUACUGCCCAUACAAACACAUUAAAUACAAACACAUGCCCAUACAAACACAUUAAAUACACAUUAAAUACAAACACAUUAAAUACACAUUAAAUACAAACACGUGUUAAGGUGCUACUGCCCAUACAAACACAUGUAUUAACUUGCUGCUGGGGUAUGCAGGCAUAGUUAUAUAUCCGUAGAGAUCCUCUCCAUGUUUGCAGACAGGUGAUGACAUGGUGAACCUGUCACUAGUGAAAAAUAGGUCUACUGCCAUUAGUCACGUGAUAGACUAAGCAUGAUAUACUGAAAUUAGGAGCAUCUAGCCUUCAACAACAAACACAACAAGUUUCUCAAUCCUGCAGUUGAAGUGAGUCUGUCUGUUUGCAGUCAGCAUGAUAGCCAGCAGGUGAUAUUAGCUGUGCCUACUGUAACAUUACCCACUUGUAGGGCUACAUUAGAUUCCCUUUCUUUAUAAUAAAAUGAACAUGAUGACUGACAAAAUAACUAUAGUGUUAAUAGCAGACAGACAUUGAUUCAAUGGUUCAGCAGCACAUAGAUUCACUAUAUUAAUCCCCCGUCUUCAUUCAGCUGUGUUAAAUUGUACAGUAGUCGGGCUGUGCAGUCGUCGCCGUGUCUUUCUUAACAAUGUGUCGACACAAUCCCGUUCUCUAUAACCAAUUGACCAGAUAUACAGAUUCUAAAUGACGUUGUCACAGGUGCUCAGUACCACACACGUGUUAAAUACCAUACACACAUAUUUAAUACCACACACACACACACACACACACAUGUUCAAUGCCACACACACACGUGUUCAAUAUCACACACAGGUGUUCAAUUCCACAUGUGUUAAUUGAUGUGGUCAUAUGGUAUGGACAUGAUUGAUGAUGAUGUCGGAUGUUUCAUCUCAGCUGUCAUUAAACUCCUUCAGCUCUCC